Solenopsis invicta (red fire ant) is the source of this 1444-nucleotide messenger RNA. RefSeq names its product 28S ribosomal protein S10, mitochondrial (gene mRpS10). Lineage: Eukaryota; Metazoa; Arthropoda; Insecta; Hymenoptera; Formicidae. Gene Ontology annotation, cellular component: mitochondrial small ribosomal subunit; mitochondrion. The transcript is spliced from 5 exons. The record is from RefSeq and is a predicted model, not a curated record. Bases 779 to 1363 code for a protein of 194 amino acids.
AUAACAGGAAAUGUACAUGUUCAAAUAGUUCUUGUCGAUAUAUAAAUGCAUAUAUUAAACACGUGUCUUCAUAAUUUAUAUACAUAUAAAAAAAGUUUAGUGUUUUACUCAUACAUCUGUGUAUUAACUUUGGACUGGUAUAAUCAAUUAUAUUAUUCUGACUAGAAGAAAACUAAAUGUCAACAUUCAAUUAUUGAAAUAUAUAUAUUAAAGCAACUAUAAAACAAUUAUUAAAGUUUUUCUUAUAACUUUACUAAAUAUCAGUCUUUGAUUUAUCAAACAAACGUAACAUAACAAUAUUCGAGAAUAUUAAAUAUGGUCAUUUUAGUUCGAUUUUGCAAACAGAUUUUGUUUAACCGUCGUGCUUUACGAAACUAAAAUACUAAAAUUUAAAAUUAUUGUUUCUUAUGACGUAAUCUGGUGACGUCACGAUCGAUUGCAUACACAUACACAACUGUUGUACGAUUUUAGUUGCGGUUGUAUUUGGUUGUGUCAGCACGUUGAAUUGUAUAUAUAAUCUCGUUCAGCAAAGACAACAAUUGUGCGAAUUGCUAAACAGCAAGCGAGCGUGAUUAUUAUCGCUAGAUCCAACAAAGUAGCUUCAGUUACAGACGUUAUAGUUGGUUACAGUUAGUAAACAAAGCGACAACUUGAUGGUAUGUUCUGCUAAACGUCCUUGAUGAAUGGAUGUUUACAGUGAAUACGGGAAUAAUAAAUUUGUAAGAUUUCUGGAAACAUCUCGCAAUUAGUAAUUUCCGUACGCUGCUAACAAAGAACCAUGUUCCUGUCAAAGAUACCGCUUCUUCUUAAAAAUGCUACCGUUGGUGUCGUGCAAUAUGAAUCAGGAUGUUCAGGUGUCCUCGUGCGUGAAUCUCUACGAAAUAACACAUCCUCCAUGAAAUAUUUCCUGUCGACACAAAAGCAGCAGAACGAGCAGCAACAGGAUUCAGCAAGCAAUCAGUCUUCACUUUUGACAAGCACGAGUACGCCGGAUAAGCUGUAUAAAAAGAUUGAGAUUGAAGUCAGGGGGAACGAUCCAGCUGUAUUGAAGAGCUAUGGAGAAUUUGCAACGAUAGCUGCGAAUCAUUUAAACAUCAACAUGGGUAGAAACAUGGCACCACGUAAAGCUAUCCACGAACGGUGGACGGUGCUAAAGUCAGCUCACGUUCAUAAAAAGCAUCGUGUUCAGUAUGAAUUUAGGACUUACUAUCGCUAUCUAGACUUUUUAAAGUUGACCGGAUCAACAGCAGAUACUUUUCUAGAAUAUCUUCAACGAAAUUUGCCAGAAGGAGUGGCAAUGAAAGUAACCAAGGUAGAGAUGGAGAAGUUUUCCGAGAGUAUAGCUGCAAUGUGUAACACAUAGUUAUAACGUGUAAAUAUAAAUAAUUGUUCAUACAAUCCAUACUGUAGAUAAUUUAUCGAUAUAAAUGGAUUAAAGAAAAUA